AUGGACCAAAAUGACUUUCGGCAAAUGCUAGCAAGUCGUAAUAAGCCACAUAGCAACAAGCACAGAUACGGAGGCAAGCGGAAUUUAACAGAUACAGACCUUGAAGAUAUCAAAAAGCUAUCGGCAAAAAAAGCGAAGAAAAAGGGCAAGAAACCAAAGAAUGCAGAGCUUUUCAAUGAAGCUGAGAUGGGGCAUCAUCUGCCUAAGAAUUUGUAUCGAGAUCGAGCAGCCGAGCAACGCAUAGGAGAUACGGGCGAUAUGAUUGAUGCAAAAGAGUACAAGCAUUUAGAUACAGAGCAGAGCAAGUUCUUAGGUGGAGAUAUGGAACAUACGCACUUGGUUAAGGGAUUGGACUAUGCUCUUUUGGCUCAAUUGAAGCGAGAGAAGCAAAAGUUGAUGAAGGAGAAGCCAAAAAAGGUAGAGAAUAAAGAUGUUGGAGCGCGAAAAGUGGAGACAAUGAAGCCACGGGAUGGCAGACUUACGUUCAAGUCACGGAUGGGGAGACUGGUGUAUUUCCACGCGUGUCAGAGCACGCGGGAGACGAUCAAAUCGGUCAAGUCAGAGCUCUUUCUACCUGGUAGGAUGUACUACACAUUCAACUUGUCGACGACGGAGAUGGAGAGUGUUCCUGUGAGUGUACAGAGGAGUAAAGAGGAUUUCUUGGAACCAGAUGAUGUGGUUAGUGGAAUCGUUGACGUGUCGCUGAUUGAGCGAGUGCAGGAGCUGAUGAUCAAUAAGAAGAAGAGCAAAAAGGUGCGGAAGAAGGAGGCUAUGUGUCAUCUUAAUAAUGGUAGAGAGAAGACGAGUGGCUACAUCGGUGAAGAGCAGGAUGUUAGAGAUGAACCUAUGGUUCAAGUCGACAUUGGAGCUGCUGCUGUUGACGACGACGAUGAUAUUUUUCCUGAUGUGGGCGAGUACCUUCCGAUGGAUCAGCGUUUAGAUGAUAAACCACCUAUAAUACCGAAAAAGGAGAUUGUCAAGCAGACAGGAUACUUUUCAAACCUGAGCGCCUCCAUUACUGAAAAGGAGGAAGCAGUUCGGAAGAAAGAGGAAGACGCAGAGCGUGCUUGGAAGAAAAGAUUGGAGAAGGCGAUGAAAAAGCAGAAAGAGAUUGAUCUAGAAAAGAAACGUAAAGCAAAGGAGGUCAAGAUGACUGGUGAAGCGGACGACUACGCAGAGUACCAGGGCAUUAGUGCGCUGGUAGACAGCGACGACGAGGACGACGAAGAAACGGCAAGACGUCGCAAGGCAGCAGGACUUACUGACCGUAAAAAAUCCGAUUAUGGUUCCGAAGAAAAAGCCCGUCGUAAACAGCAGAAGCUGAGCAGUAAGCUUGCGAAUGACCUCGAGAAGAUCAACAAGAUCAUGGACGACAAAAUGAAAUCUUAA
Messenger RNA from Peronospora farinosa, 1389 nucleotides. The record is from the annotation of a GenBank genome assembly. NCBI's taxonomy places the organism in Eukaryota, Oomycota, Peronosporomycetes, Peronosporales, Peronosporaceae.